Molecule: messenger RNA, 3933 nt
Organism: Erigeron canadensis
Lineage: Eukaryota; Viridiplantae; Streptophyta; Magnoliopsida; Asterales; Asteraceae
Product: isoleucine--tRNA ligase, cytoplasmic
Exons: 27
Coding region: 194-3742 (1182 amino acids)
Biological process (GO): isoleucyl-tRNA aminoacylation
Molecular function (GO): ATP binding; aminoacyl-tRNA deacylase activity; tRNA binding
Source: RefSeq, a predicted model, not a curated record
UAACAUUAACAAAAACCCUAUCGCCGCUCUGUUUCAUAUUCUGCUUCCACUCAAAUUACACCUAAAUAAAUAAAAUCUCUUACACUCCGCCCGACCGCCGUCAUCCCUCGCCGCUGGUUACGGAUUCAGAUUUUAGACUUCUGCAAUUGAAAAAUACCGACACUUGUUAGAAUUAGGGUUUUGAUUGCAAGUGAUGGAUGAUGUAUGUGAAGGGAAAGAUUUCUCAUUCCCCAAACAAGAAGAGAAGGUCUUACAAUGGUGGACAGAAGUCAAAGCGUUUGAGACCCAACUUGAAAAAACCAAAGAUUUACCCGAAUACAUUUUUUACGAUGGGCCUCCAUUUGCCACUGGACUUCCUCACUAUGGUCAUAUCUUAGCUGGAACAAUCAAGGAUAUUGUCACACGGUACCAGACCAUGACGGGGCACCAUGUUACACGGCGGUUCGGUUGGGAUUGCCAUGGGCUGCCGGUGGAGCAUGAGAUUGACUUGAAGCUCGGGAUUAAGAGCAGAGAGGAUGUGAUGAAGAUGGGAAUUGAUAAGUAUAAUGAGGAAUGUAGGAGUAUUGUUACUAGGUAUGUUGGUGAGUGGGAGAAGGUGAUUACGAGGACCGGCAGAUGGAUUGAUUUUAAGAAUGAUUAUAAAACGAUGGAUUUGAGUUUCAUGGAGAGUGUAUGGUGGGUGUUUUCAGAGUUAUUUAAGAAGAAUCUAGUUUAUAGAGGUUUUAAGGUGAUGCCAUACAGUACUGGCUGCAAGACUCCACUGUCUAAUUUUGAAGCUAAUUCAAAUUACAAGGAAGUGCCUGAUCCUGAAAUUAUGGUUAGUUUCCCAAUCAUUAAUGAUCAAGAUGGUGCCGCAUUUGUUGCAUGGACUACAACUCCAUGGACUCUCCCAAGUAAUCUUGCACUUUGUGUCAACUCCAGUUUGGUAUAUGUGAAGGUGAAGAGCAAGUCCAAUGGGAAAAUAUAUGUAGUUGCUGAAUCUCGUUUAUCAGAGCUUCCAGUAGAAAAGCCAAAAAAAGGAACACCUAAUGGAGCUGUGGAUGACAAUUCAAUUCUUAAACCCAAGGGAUCUACUGGUGGAAAAGUAAAAACUUCAGUGGUUGCUUAUGAAGUGUUGGAUAAGUUUCCAGGAUCUUCACUUGUGGGUAAAAAGUAUGUCCCAUUAUUCGAUUACUUUAAGGAUUUCACAGAAACGGCAUUCAGAGUUGUCGCAGAUGAUUAUGUAACUUCUGAUAGUGGAACUGGGAUUGUGCAUUGUGCUCCAGCAUUUGGUGAAGAUGAUUAUCGCGUUUGUAUCAAUAACAACAUAAUCAAGAAGGGAGAAAAUCUGGUUAUGCCAGUUGAUGACGAUGGGAACUUUACACAGAGAAUUACUGAUUUCAGUGGUCGUUAUGUUAAAGAGGCUGAUAAAGAUAUUAUUCAAGCAGUGAAGGAAAAAGGCAGGCUGGUGAAAACUGGAAGCUUUACACAUUCAUAUCCCUUUUGCUGGAGAUCUGAUACACCUCUCAUCUACAGAGCAGUUCCCAGCUGGUUUGUUGCAGUAGAGAAGUUGAAAGAUAAAUUGCUACAGAACACCGAGGAAACAAAAUGGGUUCCCACUUUUGUAAAGGAAAAACGCUUUCACAAUUGGCUGGAAAAUGCAAGAGAUUGGGCUAUUAGUCGAAGUAGGUUUUGGGGUACUCCUCUUCCCAUAUGGAUUAGUAAGGAUGGCGUGGAUGUUGAAGUGAUUGGCUCUGUUGAAGAACUUGAAAGGCGUUCUGGAGUGAAGGUCACUGACUUGCAUCGCCACAAAAUUGAUCACAUCACAAUUCCUAGCCCACGUGGUCCAGAAUUCGGCGUGCUUCACCGUGUAGAGGAUGUAUUUGACUGCUGGUUUGAGAGUGGGUCCAUGCCUUAUGCAUAUAUCCACUACCCUUUUGAAAAUGAAGAAUUUUUCACUAAGAACUUUCCUGGACAUUUUGUGGCUGAGGGGUUAGAUCAGACUCGUGGAUGGUUUUACACUCUCAUGGUCCUGUCUACAGCAUUAUUUGACCAACCUGCAUUCAGGAAUCUCAUAUGCAAUGGCCUUGUUUUGGCGGAGGAUGGUAAAAAGAUGAGUAAAAGAUUAAAGAACUAUCCUUCUCCCAUGGAAGUUAUUGAUGAUUAUGGUGCUGAUGCGCUACGAUUAUACAUCAUAAAUUCUCCAGUUGUGCGUGCAGAACCUUUACGUUUUAAAAAAGAUGGAGUCUAUAGUGUUGUCAAAGAUGUAUUUUUGCCAUGGUACAAUGCGUAUAGAUUUCUUGUUCAAAAUGCAAAAAGACUUGAGGUGGAGGGUCUUGCGACAUUUGUUCCUCUUGACCGAGCCACUCUUCUUAACUCAGAUAAUGUGCUUGAUCAGUGGAUUAACUCAGCCACUCAGAGCCUGGUUCAUUUUGUUAGACAGGAAAUGGAUGCUUAUCGACUCUAUACAGUGGUUCCUUAUCUUUUGAAGUUCAUUGACAAUUUAACUAAUAUAUACGUGAGAUUUAACCGAAAAAGAUUGAAAGGCCGGACUGGAGAAGAGGACUGCAGGACUGCACUUUCAACCCUCUACCAUGUGCUUGUAACUUCUUGUAAAGCAAUGGCUCCAUUUACACCGUUCUUUACUGAGGUUCUUUAUAAAAACUUGAGGAAAAUAUCGAAAGGAUCAGAGGAAAGUAUCCAUUUUUGUAGUUUUCCUGAAGUUGAAGGGAAGGGCGGGAAUCGGAUUGAACAAAGUGUUAAUAGAAUGAUGACAAUCAUCGAUUAUGCACGUAAUCUACGUGAACGUAACAAUAAACCUCUAAAAACUCCACUCAAGGAGAUGAUUGUCGUACAUUCGGAUGUUGAGUUUCUUGAUGAUAUUACUGGGAAACUGAAAGAGUAUGUGUUAGAAGAGCUCAAUGUUAAAUCUAUUGUCCCAUGCAAUAAUCCUUUGGUAUAUUCUUCCUUGCAUGCUGAACCUGAAUUCAGUGUUUUGGGUAAAAGACUGGGAAAAUCAAUGAGAGUUGUUGCAGAUGCAGUGAAGGCAAUGUCUCAAAAAGAGAUUUUAGCAUUUAAAGAAGCAGGGGAAGUUACUAUUGCCGGUCACUGCUUAAAGCUCACUGAUAUCAGCGUUAAGCUUGUCUUUAAACGUCCUGAUGGUUUGACAGUAGAGCAAAUGGAUGCACAUACUGAAGGUGAUGUCAUGGUUAUAAUGGACUUGCGCCCUGAUGAUACGUUGAUCGAAGCUGGUUUUGCACGCGAGGUUGUUAACCGUGUCCAGAAGUUAAGGAAAAAGUCUGGACUUGAACCCACUGACUUGGUGGAGGUAUACUUUACAUCAUUGGAUGAAGACCCAUCAGUUUCUGCCAAAAUGAUAAAAUCCCAGGAAACUUUUAUCAAAGAGGUGCUAGGCUCUUCGUUACUUGACUUCAGCAUGAUCCCAACACAUGCUGUUAUCAUUGCAGAGGAGACCUACAAGAACAUUUCAGACUGUGAUUUCAAGAUAAUUUUGUCAAGAGUAGCAUUAAUGUUCAAUGAGAAGGCAAUCGUUGAAUUAUAUGCAGGGAAUACAAAUUAUGCCCAAGCAUUGCAGGUAUAUUUGCUGUCCAGGGACCAUGGGAAUUUAAAAUCAGAAUUCCAACAGGGAAAUGGGAAGUUGACAGUGAGUUGCAUUGAAAAUCUGCCUGUCGUCGAUGUGGUAUUGGGUAAACAUCUAUUCUUUACUGUUGGGGAUUAUGCUGCAGUUACCAAUUCUAUGUGAUAAUUGCUUUAUAGAAUUUUUGGUCAUCAGUUUGACAAUUAUCAAAAAAAAAGAGAAUCAUUACUAUACGAUGUCAAGGUUUCUAAGUAGAUCUCCAGUUAGUUAUAUUGUCUUAGAUCAAAGAAGACAAGAGGAUUGAAUUUGUUUUUUGUAAGUACUCAAAGAAAAGAAGAAACCUAAUCUUAGUCCAA